AUGACAAAAUUCAAAACUCGUAACGAACAGUGUGAUCCCAAACGGUUAAUUCAACCAUUAGAAGCCUAUAUUUUGUUGCCGGAUCGACUUUGUGCGGCAAGCCCAGAUAACAUGCGAUACACCCCAUGCAUGACCGAUCUGAUCAUCAAGACGGCCGAGAGUUCCAGAUGGUUGACAGACACUGAAUUAAUCCCCGUGCAUUGGUUGACACUGCAACUAGAGCCACAGAAAAUGAUCUCUGUGGUGGCAGCUGUUGUCCCAGCGCUCAGUCAUCGACUCACUUGUCCACGAGCGGGCAGAAAUCUAUUUCGAUUUUGUUCGUUUAACAAAACUCAAAAGCGUUCAUUGAUCGAGACACUGCCCGGUGUAGAGAAAUGGAAUUUUGACAGUCUAGUCAACUUACAAGUGGUGGUGGUUGUUCAGUGGCCAGAUCCAUCAUCCGAACUUUUCGAGAAGUGCAACUUCCGUAUUCCUAAUGCGUAUACAAUAAGGAAAGCCUUACGAAAACGAAAACCGAUCACACUGGGCGUUCCAUCUCACGUAAGGGACACAUAUUAUAUGGAUUUGCGGCGAAUUUGCGUCCCCGAAAAAAAUAUCAUUUUUCAGUUGAAUCGGUUCACUCAAUCCACGGCUGAGCUGGCUCUCGCGUUGCUGACGGCACUUAGCCGAGGCAUAUUCAAAGACUCUAACGCCAUGUACUCACAUUGGCUUCAAACGCUGGUAAAACCUGAAAGAAUUAUUUACACUAAACCUAGGGGCCACGGGACUGUAUUUGAUACCGUGAAAAAAUUCACACAACCAAAUUCCGAAGCAAAUAUGUGCCAAUCAAGUGUGUUGGAAGAGAGCGAAUCACAAAGGAAACAAGUUCGCGGACCAGAAGAACAAACCAACUGUGAGUCGAACCACCAUUGGAACACCUUAUUGAGCGGUCGACCGUUGAAGCAUGCCAGAUUGGGUUUGAUUGGUCUAUCCGGUGAGCUACCUGUUGGGAUAGCUCGACUUGCUCGGUCCGCGAUCGGGAUGGAAGUGAUCUACUAUCAGAAACAUCCUAUUCCCAGUCUUCCCUAUACACAUUAUGAGAACUUGAAAGAAUUACUUCAAGUCAGUGAUGUGGUCAUUUUGGCUGACGAUGAUUUGAACCGAAACAUCCCAACCGACCCAAAGUCACAGUAUUACCGAUACAAUUCGGUGAAACACAAAAGGAAACCCCGAUUGUGGCUCACACUUGAACAUUUCACCUGUCUACAACCCCACUCCGUACUGAUAUGCGUCACAUCCAUUCAAUGUAUCGACUUUUCAUCGUUAAAUUUGGCUCUUCGAUGCGGUCUACUACGAGGUGCUGGUUUGACUAUGCCGAUAGUUUGGUUCUCUCGUCUGGCCGAAUUGGAAGCGCUACGUCAGCUACCGAACACAUUCAUUUUACCCCCGGCCACAAGUUCAGUAUGCGCACAUUCCGAUGUUCGUAUGCAGAUAGCCCGAGAAAUACUCGAAGUGAUCGCACAUUUCCUAUCCCGUCCGAAUUCGCGAGCCGGGACGGAUGAUUCCAUACGGUUUGAUUUCGACCAUUUACAAAAUGAGCCCAAAACGAACUCAAAGAAAGUAGAUCCCACGCAUGACCAAUCCGAUUUCGGAAGUUUCACUUUGAGUUCUCUCGGGAACAAUCAAGCAUUUUGGCCUGGUUCAAAAAAUAUGUCUAAUCCAUAUCUGUGCUCCAUCACCACAUCGACCACGAUGAGCAUUUCAACCGAUAUGACAAACAAUCCCGUAAAAAGUUGGCACUGGGUUGUCAAUCGACUGAACAGUAUGUGGAAAUGUGUCAGUCGCUCCUCUGCUUUGUACGAUCAAUAA
Messenger RNA from Echinostoma caproni, 1848 nucleotides. The record is from the annotation of a GenBank genome assembly. NCBI's taxonomy places the organism in Eukaryota, Metazoa, Platyhelminthes, Trematoda, Plagiorchiida, Echinostomatidae.